Messenger RNA from Lampris incognitus (smalleye Pacific opah), 1117 nucleotides. RefSeq names its product Rab interacting lysosomal protein-like 2 (gene rilpl2). Lineage: Eukaryota; Metazoa; Chordata; Actinopteri; Lampriformes; Lampridae. Gene Ontology annotation, biological process: cilium assembly. The record is from RefSeq and is a predicted model, not a curated record. Gene Ontology annotation, molecular function: protein dimerization activity. The transcript is spliced from 4 exons. Gene Ontology annotation, cellular component: cytoplasm; ciliary basal body. The coding region runs from base 189 to 797 and encodes 202 amino acids.
CAAUCUCAACUACACUGAAGAGCGGAGCUGACUUCCACCAUCCACCAGGAAAAAAAGAAGAGGGGGAAAAAAGUAUGGUCAACGUUUCACAACACGGCAACUUUCCUUACAAAAAAGCGGCGUUUCGGCCUAUCUGAAGAAUAGUAGGUGGGUGUUGAAAGGUUUACUAGUGUGGAUAAACCGACGACAUGGAGCCGCGAGAGGAGUCAUCCCCAGCGUUGGCUUUCGAAAAGGACGCGUUCCAGCUCACGGCUGAGGAUGUGUACGACAUUUCCUACGUGAUUGGCAGAGAUUUGCUGAAAAUAACAAACACGGGAGAAGAAGUGUCGGAUUUACAGUUCAGAAUCGUCCGGGUUCUGGAAAUGUUUGAGACUUUGGUCAACAAGUACAACUUGUCACUUGAGGAGCUGAAAAUGGAGAGGGACAACUUGAAGAGUGAACUCGGCAGGAUCGUCCGGGAAACUUCCAGAGGGCAGGGCACCCAAACUGUUGGGCCAAACCAGCUAGUAGUGGACCUGCAAGACCCCAACAGACCACGUUUUACCAUGCAAGAACUGAAAGAGGUUCUUCAAGAGAGGAACCAGUUGAAGGCUCAGCUCAUGGUAGCGCAAGAGGAGCUUCAGCUAUACAAGAGUGGGGUUCUGCCAAAGGCUGAACCACCCAUGGUAGAGGUAGACCUUGAUUCACCACUCACAGCAUAUGCAAUCCCUACUACGAAAGAUGAUACAAAAGAGGAGCCAAAAGAAGAGAAAACAACUAUCAGCAAACUGUUUUCAUUCAGCUGGAAACGAGAAUAACCUAUGAUGACCAGCCAAGUUAUUAACACCGAAGCCAAACAGGAUUUGUAUUGAUUUUUCUUUUCAGUCUAUUGUUUAUAAGUUACACACACACACACACACACAUAUAUAUAUUUAUAUAUAUAUAUAUGUAUAAUUACAUUGAACAUUUUCACAAUAUGUAACAUUAGACUAUGUUUUGUAAUUUUAGCUGACAAAGGUCAGCUAUGUAUUACGAGGUGUGAUAAGAAAUGUCUGACACAGACUGUAAAGUGUUAUCUAACAAGUAUUUAAAUUAUGAUGUUACAUCAACUCACAAGUUUUGGAAUAAACAAAUCUUC